AUGUCGACCGCCGGCCUCAUGGGGGCCAACGCGGCCCAGGCCGAAGAAUUGACCCUGUGCUGGGCGGCAUGGGACCCGGCCAACGCGCUGGUGGAACUGUCCAAGGAGUUCGAGGCCGAGAGCGGUCACACCAUGAAUUUCGAGUUCGUGCCGUGGCCGAACUUCGCCGACCGCAUGCUCAACGAGCUCAAUUCGGGCGGCAAGCUGUGUGACCUUCUGAUCGGCGACAGCCAGUGGAUCGGCGGCGGCGCCGAGAACGGCCAUUACGUCAAGCUCAACGACUUCUUCGAUGCCGAAGGCAUCUCGAUGGACGAUUUCGCCCCGGCGACCGUCUAUGCCUAUUCGACCUGGCCGAAGGGUUCGCCGAACUAUUACGCGCUGCCGGCGAUGGGCGAUGCGAACGGCUGGUUCUACCGCAAGGACUGGUUCGAGAACGAGGACAUCCGCGCGGCCUAUAUGGAAGAGACCGGCCAGGAGUUGCGUGAGCCGCAGUCGCAGAUGGAGCUCAUGCAGAUCGCCAAGUUCUUCCAGGAGCGCGAGAUCGAUGGCCAGACCCGCUACGGUGUUUCCAUCUUCACCGAGCGCGGGUCGGAAGGCAUCACCAUGGGCGCCACCGGCGCGCUUUACGCCUGGGGCUUCAAGUACGAGAACGAGCCCGGCAGCUACGACAUGGCGGGCGCUGUGAAUUCGCCCGAAGCGGUCGAGGCGCUUGAGUUCUACAAGGAGCUCUACGAGUGCUGCACGCCGCCCGGAUAUACGGACGCCUACAUGGAGCAGUCGCUCGACGCCUUCAAGUCAGGUCAGGUGGCGAUGGCGAUGAACUGGUUCGCCUUCUUCCCCGGCCUUUAUGCGGAUCCGAACACGGGCGGCGACAAGAUCGACUUCUUCGUCAACCCGCCGCAGAACGUGGCCGCCUCGACGCUGGGCGGGCAGGGCAUCUCGGUUGUCGCCUAUUCGGACAAGCAGGAUGCGGCGCUCGAAUACAUCAAGUGGUUCGCACAGCCCGAGGUGCAGGCCAAAUGGUGGGAGCUGGGCGGCUAUUCGGCCCACAAUUCGGUGCUGCAGGGGGAUGGCUUUGAAGAGAGCGCGCCGUUCGCCGGCGAUUUCCUGGUCGCCAUGGACGGCGUUCAGGACUUUUGGCAGGAGCCGGCUUAUGCCGAACUGCUGCUGGCCAUGCAGAAGCGCCUGCACGACUACAUCGUUGCCGAUCAGGGCACGGCCCAGGAAGCCCUCGACAAGCUGAUCGAGGACUGGACCGAGGUCUUCGAGGACGAAGGCAAGCUCUGA
This is a messenger RNA of Effrenium voratum, 1287 nucleotides long. NCBI's taxonomy places the organism in Eukaryota, Dinophyceae, Suessiales, Symbiodiniaceae. The record is from the annotation of a GenBank genome assembly.